Ziziphus jujuba (common jujube) is the source of this 2300-nucleotide messenger RNA. Its product is annotated as cytochrome P450 87A3-like. The transcript is spliced from 8 exons. The record is from RefSeq and is a predicted model, not a curated record. Gene Ontology annotation, biological process: sterol metabolic process. Bases 66 to 1124 code for a protein of 352 amino acids. NCBI's taxonomy places the organism in Eukaryota, Viridiplantae, Streptophyta, Magnoliopsida, Rosales, Rhamnaceae. Gene Ontology annotation, molecular function: heme binding; iron ion binding; monooxygenase activity.
UAAUUUGUUACACGGAGAGUUUUAGUGAAAUUAUUGGACGAAAAAGCCUGCUUGUUUACCAUGAAAUGGCUCAUAAGUACCUAAAAAACCUCAUUCUACACCUUGUUGGUCCUGCAAACUUGAAGGCAAAAUUGAUUCAUGAAAUGGAUGAAUCAACACGUACACGUUUACAUUCAUGGGCUUCUCAUGGCAAUAUUGUAGAUAUCAAAGAAGCUACCUCAAAUAUGGUUUUUGAAUAUUUUGCUAAGAAGCUCAUUAGCUAUGAUGAAUGCAAGACCUCCAAGAAACUGAAGGAUAAUUAUAACGCAUUUAUGUCUGGCCUUAUCUCGUUUCCUAUAAACAUCCCAGGAACUGCUUACCAUGCAUGCUUAGAGGGUCGAAAAAAUGCACUGAAAGUGAUUAAGGAUACCAUGGAAGGGAGGAAAAAUUGCAAUAUUAACCAUGGAGAUUUCUUGGAUUAUUUAGUGGAGGAAGUGAGGAAAGAAGAUACAAUUUUGAGUGAAGAAAUUGCAGUGAACAUGAUAUUUCUACUUCUUUUUGCUGCUUAUGAGACGACUUCUACAGCCAUUACUUUAGCCAUCAAGUUUAUUUCUGAUCAUCCUCAAGUUCUAAUACAAUUAACGAGAGAGCACGAGGCAAUUCUUAAAAGCCGUGAGAGCAAGAACUCAGAGAUUACAUGGCAGGAAUACAAAUCCAUGACUUUUACUCAUAUGGUAAUCAAUGAAACACUCAGGCUCGCAAAUAUCGUGCCCGGAAUGUUCAGAAAAGCUGUGAAAGAUGUUCAGAUGAAUGGAUUUACAAUUCCAGCAGGUUGGCUGGUUAUGGUAGUUCCUGCAAUUACUCAUUUGGAUCCUGAUAAAUAUGAUGAUCCUCUUUUGUUUAAUCCAUGGCGAUGGGAGGGAAAGGAAUUGCAUGCAGGAUCAAAGACUUUCAUGGCCUUUGGUGGGGGUGUGAGACUUUGUGUGGGGGCUGACUUUGCAAAGCUCAAAAUGGCCAUCUUUCUUCACUACUUGGUUUUAAAUUACAGGUGGACAGUGAUCAAAGGAGGGGACACCAUUCGAAUGCCUGGUUUGAUAUUUCCUAACGGAUUACACAUCAAGAUUUCAGAGAAGCAGAAUGGAUGAAAAAUAUAAAAGAUUAUUUAUUUAUAGACCCUAAGGGGUUAGAUUUAUUAGCAAAACCAAUAGUAUAUAGUGCUACCUUGAAGAUAUAAUGGAACAGAAAUAUAUCUACCUUGAAGGUCUACUGAGCCCUAAGAGGUUAGAUUGUGAUGAUCAGUAUGGGCGGGUACGGGACACUAACAGGCUACGUGAUAUCCAAUCCCACAUCACUUAGGUGUAGAUCAAGAGAUGAUUUAAAUGUAAUAAUAGACACUUUCAUAAUGCUGAAACCUUUUCAAAAUAAUUAAAGAUGAUUUAAAUAUAAUAAUAAUCACUCUCAUAAUGGGAUAAUUUAAAUAUAAUAAUAGUUAUUCUCAUAACGCCGAGGCCUUUUUAGAGAGAUUGACUUCAAGGUUUAAGGAAGCUCCAAAGUUAAGCAUGCUCAGACGAGAGCAAUCCUAAUAUGGGUGAUUUCUUCGGAAGCUUUGAACAAAAUAUCUCAUACCGAGAGCGGUGGUCAAAUUAGGAACAAUAUGGGGUUGAGAGUGACAAAUCCACAAUGGAGGCAGGAUGUUAUAGCAAUAACCAUUUCUUCUUUUGCAACUUUUGUUGGUCCACCUAGUAGACCUUCUUCAACUUCACUACCAGCCCAAAGCCAUGUGGUAUACUUUAUUUCAAUAAUCAUAACACCUCAAAUUUCUGCUCCACUUGUGGUCGUGUCAGAUAAAUUUGCUGGACACUGUCAGUCUACUUCACUACUGACUUUACUUGAUCCAACUUAGUAUCUCAAUAGUGGUGCUACAAAUCAUGUAACAGCUGAUGCAAAUGCCCUUUUAGAGCAAAUUGAAUAUAUAGGCAACAACAAGUUAAUAGUUAGAAGUGAUUAGUUAUUUUUCAUAUUGGAAACUUUUAUCUUCCAACUAGUACUAUUCCCAUGAAGCUUUUGAAUAUUCUAUUUGUUCCUUCUAUUGCAAACAACAUGCCUAGUGUUUCUAAAUUGACUAAAGACAAUCAUUUGAUAAUUGAGUUUACUGUUGAUUCUUGUGUUGUUAAGGAUCAUCAAAGGACUAUACUGCUCCAACGAGUGCUUGAUGAGGGCUUAUACAAACUUAUUCUUCCUAGAAAAGGUCAUUAUUCGAGCUUGUUUUCUUCAUCAUCUCUACCUUCUUGUGACCAAGGCUAUCCUCUCUAUUCCUCAUC